Messenger RNA from Corticium candelabrum, 1089 nucleotides. RefSeq lists its product as uncharacterized. The coding region runs from base 27 to 716 and encodes 229 amino acids. Lineage: Eukaryota; Metazoa; Porifera; Homoscleromorpha; Homosclerophorida; Plakinidae. Gene Ontology annotation, biological process: intracellular signal transduction. The record is from RefSeq and is a predicted model, not a curated record. The transcript has a single exon.
AAUUGUUUGAGCUACUGGUCUCUGACAUGCAAGUAAGGGAACUGGCAUCGCGCAAAGACGCCUUCUACUUUCAUCAGGACUUCGUGCAGGACGGAAUCGUUAUAGAACGCGAUGGCCGGACUGUGAGCAAAGGUCACUCGACUCACGAGUUCUCCUUUGCGGUAUUCAAUGCUGUGCCUUUACACACUGGACUUCAUCGGUUCGAGUUGACUGUGGAGCGAUGUUCUCGCUCGACGUGUGGUGCCGUGGGCGUGGUCCACAGCGAUUUCGUCGAGAGGUCGUGGCCUCGACGUCCGAGUACGAAACCUUUCUUUUGGUCUUUUGCUUGCUAUGCUCGUCCUAGACCGGAGCAAAUAAUUAUGGAGGAUUUUAGUGACCGGGGCCCCUAUGGUACGCGCGCGGGUCCCGGAGACAAGAUUACUGCGCAUGUCAACAUGGAUGGAAGAACUAUGGGAUUUUCUGUUAAUGAUGUUUACUAUGGAGAAGCUUUCCGGAGUCUUCCCGAUCGCGUGUAUUUUGCUAUUGCCAUGUAUUAUCCACAGACGACAGUAUUUGUGUUAGAGAAUUACUUGGUGCCAGGAUUGCCACGUUUGCAGACCUUGUGCAGUGUUGUGAUACAGAAAUCACUGCGAAUGGAGUCCAAUGCAGAGGAACUACCCUUACCGAAAAAGCUGCAGCAGUUUAUUUCUUCUGAUCGAUACUGGGAAUUGUAUUGAGCAAUUGGAGGUGUGAAGUCAGCUGCCAAUAUGAUGCAUGACUACAUGCAUAUUCUGCUGGGCAUUUAUUAAAUUUUUUGAGGAAGCAAGCGAAUGGUGUUCAUUCUUUCAGGUUACCCACUUGGUGCCUUUUUGCUGUCUUGAAGAAGGAAAUGAAUGGUGUUCAUUCUUUCAGGAUACUCAGUUGGUGGGUAGUUCCACGUGUUGAAUUAUUGACAGACGUUUUAAUUAUAUUGAAGUGCAAAUUAUUAGUUUGGCAGCACGUGUAGUACUUUGACAUGUGACUUCUUGUUACUUUGUGACUUGACUUCGUCUAUUGGUUGCAUGGAUUGCAGGUAUUGUAACUUGUUUAUUAAUCAAUUACACAUACCUA